Didymodactylos carnosus is the source of this 705-nucleotide messenger RNA. The record is from the annotation of a GenBank genome assembly. Lineage: Eukaryota; Metazoa; Rotifera; Eurotatoria; Philodinida; Philodinidae.
AUGGCAAACAUCUUUGCUUUCGAUGCAGAUAACAAUGAGAUAUCUACUGAUCGCGUUCAGGGAGGUAGCAAGGUUAUCGAAGAUGUUUUUCUCUGUCCAAUCUGUCAUAAUAUUCUCAGAAAUCCUGUAUCAUGUAAAACGUGUGAAAACUCAUUUUGCAGUAAUUGUAUUCAUCUUUGGUUGUUCGCAAGAAAUAUCUGUCCUUUUAACUGCCAGUAUGAAGAACGCAAGUGUCCGCCAUUAAUGAAAACGUUGUUAUCCAAACUUAACAUCAACUGCCGGUAUAAAAAAAAUGGAUGUUCAGCAGUUGUCGGUUAUGAUGCGCUCGAAAAGCAUGAGGCCAGUUGUCCAUAUGAAAUGCAACAAUGUCAAGGUUGUAAUAAUCCAGUAUUGAGAAAAGAUUUGGCUCUACAUGAACAACAAUGUGACUUAAUUAGCGAGACUUGUGCCGAAUGUCAAAUGAUGUCCACACGAAAAGAUAUGGAAAACCAUACGGAAACAACAUGCCUGAAAAAUCGAGUAUUUGUAUUAGAAGAACGAAUGAAUGAACAACGAGAAAUGUUUAUUCAAGCGCUUGAAGAACAACAAAACCUGAUUAAUGAGUUGACACAAAAAUUUGCCAAAUUGAUGCCAGUUGAGUCCUUGACGCCUGUAUCAAUAAUACCAGCAAUGCAUGACCAGCCAGUUUUGAACAAAAGUAAAUAA